This is a messenger RNA of Microtus ochrogaster (prairie vole), 2933 nucleotides long. RefSeq names its product TGF-beta activated kinase 1 (MAP3K7) binding protein 1 (gene Tab1). Gene Ontology annotation, cellular component: cytosol. Lineage: Eukaryota; Metazoa; Chordata; Mammalia; Rodentia; Cricetidae. Gene Ontology annotation, biological process: protein dephosphorylation. Gene Ontology annotation, molecular function: protein serine/threonine phosphatase activity. The record is from RefSeq and is a predicted model, not a curated record.
CUGGCGCGCCGCGGGGUCCUCCAAGAUGGCGGCGCAGAGGAGGAGCCUGCUUCAGAGUGAGCAACAGCCAAGCUGGACAGAUGACUUGCCACUCUGUCACCUCUCUGGAGUCGGUUCAGCUUCCAACCGUAGCUAUUCUGCUGAUGGUAAGGGCACCGAGAGCCACCCUCCAGAGGACAACUGGCUCAAGUUCAGAAGUGAAAACAACUGCUUCCUGUAUGGGGUCUUCAAUGGCUAUGAUGGCAACCGGGUGACCAACUUUGUGGCCCAGAGGCUCUCUGCAGAACUCCUGCUGGGCCAGCUCAACACUGAACACACUGAGGCUGAUGUGCGGCGGGUCCUGCUGCAGGCCUUCGAUGUGGUAGAGAGGAGCUUCCUGGAGUCCAUCGAUGAUGCCUUGGCUGAGAAAGCCAGCCUCCAGUCCCAGCUGCCAGAGGGUGUACCCCAACACCAGUUGCCACCUCAGUAUCAGAAGAUCCUUGAGAGACUCAAGGCACUGGAGAGGGAGAUUUCAGGAGGGGCCAUGGCCGUUGUGGCUGUCCUUCUCACCAACAAGCUCUACGUCGCCAAUGUUGGUACAAAUCGGGCACUUCUGUGCAAAUCUACAGUGGAUGGGUUACAGGUAACACAGCUAAACGUGGACCACACCACGGAGAAUGAAGAUGAGCUCUUUCGUCUUUCCCAACUGGGUUUGGAUGCAGGAAAGAUCAAGCAGGUGGGUAUCAUCUGUGGCCAGGAGAGCACCAGGCGCAUUGGGGAUUACAAGGUCAAAUAUGGCUACACUGACAUUGACCUGCUCAGUGCUGCCAAGUCCAAACCCAUCAUCGCAGAGCCGGAAAUCCAUGGCGCACAGCCUCUGGAUGGUGUGACAGGCUUCCUGGUGCUGAUGUCUGAGGGGCUGUACAAGGCCCUGGAGGCAGCCCAUGGGCCUGGGCAGGCCAACCAGGAGAUCGCAGCAAUGAUUGACACUGAAUUUGCUAAGCAAACCUCCCUCGAUGCAGUGGCCCAGGCUGUGGUAGACCGUGUAAAGCGUAUCCACAGUGACACCUUUGCCAGUGGUGGGGAGCGUGCCAAGUUCUGCCCACGGCAUGAAGACAUGACCCUGCUGGUGCGGAACUUCGGCUACCCGUUGGGAGAAAUGAGCCAGUCUACGCCGACCCCAGCCCCAGGGGGCCGUGUGUACCCUGUUUCUGUGCCCUACUCAAGUGCCCAGAACACCAGCAAGACCAGUGUGACGCUCUCCCUCGUCAUGCCUUCUCAGGGCCAGAUGGUCAAUGGUGCCCACAGUGCCUCCACCCUGGACGAAGCCACUCCCACCCUCACUAACCAGAGCCCCACUCUGACCCUGCAGUCCACCAACACACACACGCAGAGCAGCAGCUCCAGCUCCGACGGGGGCCUCUUCCGCUCCAGACCUGCUCACUCUCUUCCACCCGGGGAGGACGGCCGUGUUGAGCCUUAUGUGGACUUUGCUGAAUUUUACCGCCUUUGGAGUGUGGACCAUGGUGAGCAGAGCGUGAUGACAGCUCCUUAGCCUGGCCUCAGAGUGCAGCCUUGACACGACUCUGUGGAGGCACAGAAGGCUCGUGUCAAGGCAGGACAUGCUUCCUGACCUUUGCAGGUGCCUUGGAACCCAUGGGCAACUAGUCAGUCAUGCAGCAGGUUUUGUCCUACAGCUCUGGGUGGUAGCGUGAGUGCGGACUGCAUUGCUGGUCCACACAGAAAGCUGGAGGCCAGACCACAGACAUGCUUAGACAGGGCCAAGUGUGGAGGCUGCAGGUGGCUGGCAAACCAUCAAGAGUGCCUCCUGACAUGUUCAAAGAACAGCAAGAAGCUGUCCUGUGGACCCCACCUACCACAGGAGACACUGCUCCAUCAAGACUGCCCUCCCUGCCUCAGCCUCCCCUGUGACCUCUGCUAGUACCCCUUGCCCCUGGAUGGCUAUCCCCUUCCCAUCUUUCAGCCUAAACUCCUAGCUCUCUAGAGCAAUUGGAGUGGGUACCUGUCUCUGGGUGUCACUGGAAAAGUUGAGGAAAGCCAAGGAAGCAGUGGGGCCUGUAGCAGCCACAGGGGAGCAGGACAGGGGAGGACCAGAGAGAGCUGGCCAAGGAAUGUGAGUCUCAGGCUGCAGGACAGCCAGCUGGCAGCUGACCUAACCCAAGGGGAGUUGGCUUCUCCAUGGGGUGCAGAUGGUGAGGGCAGGCCAAGUCAGAGAAGCAAAUGCCCACCAGCCUUCCUCCCAGCUGGUUCUGGGGAGACUGACGGGGAGUGCUGACUGUAACAGCCUUCAUGCUGCUAAGGCGCUGGUCAACUCUGGGCUCUGCUGAAAGGAGAGGUGAAGAUGGCUGUGGAGGGAAGAAGUUCAGUCUUGCCCGCCCAGGAUGUGGCGAUAUUUUUGGACGUGAAGGGGAAAGAUGGCACUGGUCAGGCCCUGAGUUGGACCAGUUCAUAGACGUUUCCUGCCUUUAGUCAGGAGGGCUACCACGCGACUGCCUCCAGCACGACUGCCCCCGUGCUCAGAGGAGGAAGCAGGCCAUACCUGAGCUCUGCAAUCAGGAUUGGAGUCCAAGCUCAAAGCUGUGGCCUUGUAACUGGUAUUCUGCAACCCCUUCCCCACUGUGUGCAGCUGCUGGACAGAGUGUCCAGUGUGUUUCUUGUAGGCAAAGGCCAGUUCAGAGCACUUCUUGCUCAAAUUCCAUUUCCCUAAAGUGCGGCUGCUCGCUCAGUGCCAAGGAGAAACUGGGGUUCCAAGCACUGGAGAAAGAAGCCUUCCUUGCUACUCUCCACUAGAAGUCAGCUGCCCUGCAGGCGAGCAGGGUUCAGCUGGUGCGCGAAGACUUGGGACAAAGGAGCUUCCCUCCCAGGACAGUGGUGCUGUUUGGUCUCUAGAAAUAGAACCAUAUUCCUGAUGCAGUAAACUAAAGAUGUUUGUC